Aspergillus alliaceus is the source of this 2344-nucleotide messenger RNA. Its product is annotated as protein kinase COQ8. Gene Ontology annotation, molecular function: kinase activity. Gene Ontology annotation, biological process: ubiquinone biosynthetic process. Gene Ontology annotation, cellular component: extrinsic component of mitochondrial inner membrane. The transcript is spliced from 3 exons. The record is from RefSeq and is a predicted model, not a curated record. Lineage: Eukaryota; Fungi; Ascomycota; Eurotiomycetes; Eurotiales; Aspergillaceae. Bases 50 to 2236 code for a protein of 728 amino acids.
CUUUCAUCAUGCGAGCUCGUUAGACUAUAGAUUAUCUAGCUUUUGUACUAUGUCAGGCAAGCGUCUACUGGACGCUAUUCAAGUUCUCAAUGUCGCCAAGACCGUUGCGAUGAAGCAUCUGGCGGUGCGACAGCGUCAGCUAGAUUUGUUUACGAGGACCUCUUUUCUCACUAAGGGCAUCAAAGAGCAGGCGGAUGGCCUGGUACUUACCGCGCAAGCCGCCGCUGCGUUGGCAAAGCGAUUCAACGAACUCCAUCCUUCCGAAUCGGCUCCUACGACUCAAGCCCAAAGCUCGACCGAGUCUCUACGUGAGGCGAAUCUCUCUGCAGAUGAGGCAAGGAAAUUACAGCGGCAGGCAGAAUUCCAGAUCCCGUCGACGACUGCGGAACAUAGCGGAGAUGAAGGGUCGAGCACCUUAAACGUAAGUCAGCAGCAGGAUGUGUUCUACGAGCCGUCGCAGAAGGCAGGACCCGGGUUAUCUGGACUUCCUAGGAUGAAACUUCCCAAGACCUUAAGUGAUACUCAAAGUGGCUUGAACAACGAUAUCAACGCGGAUGUAUAUCACUCUUCGGUGGAUGUUGAGAACGCUUCAUCGCCUGUGCAAGAAGAAGAUGUUCCAGAUAAAGUCAUGAGCCAACUCUUUCGCAGCCCUAAAGUUGCCAAAUCGAUCUCUCGGAAAGUGGAUGUGGGCCUGAAGGAAGGUGAAAUAAGGACUGCCGGAUCCUCAACACUCUCCGUUGGCCAGGAUGCAUCUUCUAUCUCUCGUGCUGAACAGACUGAGAAGGAUGAGAUCGAGAAUCUAGGAAAUAGCACUGCGGAUGAUAUCGUUUCAACCAACCCUGCGCAGGCAGAUCCGGUGGUAACGGCGGAUCCAAACCAGGCUAACACUUAUAAGAUGUUGGAAUCGCGCGUCCCGUCGUCACGGCUAGGGCGACUAUGGCAAUACGGUGGGCUGGCAACGUCGAUGGCUUUUGGAGCUGUCGGUGAGGGUCUACGAAGGAUAACUGGCAGUAAUGAUGCGGACGCUGGAUCUCUCGUGUUCAGUCCCGGGAACAUGGAACGCCUUGUCGCCAAGCUUUCGAAAAUGCGUGGAGCUGCUCUCAAACUAGGCCAGCUGCUGAGCUUCCAAGAUUCCAAAUUGCUCCCAGAGUCGAUCGGUAUUGUUCUACAAAGAGUACAAGAUAAAGCUGACUACAUGCCGGCCUCUCAGCGUAACAAAGUCCUAGCUGAUAAUCUGGGCCCUAACUGGCGUGAUCUAUUCACCUCCUUCGACGAAGUGCCCAUGGCUGCAGCUUCUAUAGGUCAAGUGCACGGAGCAGUGCUGAAGAAAACAGGUCAAGCCGUUGCCGUCAAAGUACAAUAUCCAGGCGUGGCAGAUUCGAUCGACUCAGACCUGAAUAACUUGUCGAUUCUACUUACAGCAUCCCGUCUUCUCCCAAGAGGUCUAUAUCUGGACAAAACUAUCGCAAAUGCCCGAACAGAGCUUGCCUGGGAAUGCGACUACAACCGAGAAGCCGAGUGUAGUAACCGCUUCAGGGAACUCCUUAAGGAUGACCCGGUCUUUUUAGUACCGGAGAUCAUACCCGAAGCCUCGGGUAAACAGGUUUUGACCAUGGAACGCUUAAAUGGAGUUGCUGUUACCAAGAUCCAAAAUUUCAGCCAAGGACAGCGUGACUGGAUCGGCACACAGAUCAUGCGUCUAUGCCUGCGAGAAAUCAUUGAAUUCAAAUAUAUGCAGACGGACCCGAACUGGACUAACUUCCUCUACAAUGCGGAGACUAACCGUCUAGAACUACUCGACUUUGGUGCGACGCGCGAGUACCCCAUCGACUUCAUCACGAAAUACAUUCGCACACUCGUGGCUGCCUCCCGGAACGAUCGCGAGACCUGUCACCGUCUCUCCAUCGACCUAGGCUAUCUAACAGGUCACGAGUCGUCAGCUAUGGUGGAUGCACAUGUCACAUCAAUUACCACUAUCGCUGAGCCGUUCAUGGGUUCUUCCCCGGAUGUCUAUGAUUUCAGCAAUCAAACUAUCACCGACAGGGUCCGUGCUCUGAUCCCAAUUAUGAUCCGUGAACGCCUGUCGCCUCCGCCAGAGGAGACAUAUAGUCUUCACCGGAAGCUCAGUGGUGCCUUCUUACUCUGCGCCAAGCUGGGGAGCCGAGUGCGGUGUAAGGAAUUGUUCACGGAUGCAGUCGAGAAGGCUGGUAGGUUAGGAAUCGAGGUGAAACCUUAGAAGUGGGGAUUGCCCCCUAGGUUCUGUGUAUAAUAGUGCAAAAAUCAACUUCUGUAAAUUACAUAGAUGAUGUACGGUUGGAUAAUAUGAUACAAUGUCGACAAAACG